AUGUGGCUGAUCAAUACUACGACACUCAAACUAGAGUCGGUCGUCGAUUCCAAGCAGCACAAGUUCGCCAUCCUCUCUCACACGUGGGGAGACGGCGAGGUCACCUUUCAGGAUAUACAAGAUCUGGCCGUCGCGAGAGGAAAGCCCGGGGUUUCCAAGAUCGAGGCGACCUGCAAAAUUGCCCGCAACGCCAGACAGCUCAAGUACGCCUGGAUCGAUGCGUGCUGCAUCGACAAGACUAGCAGCGCAGAGCUAAGCGAGGCCAUCAAUUCCAUGUUCGCGUGGUACAGCGACGCAGAGGUGUGUCUCGUCUGGCUCUCUGACCUUGAGCCGAUGCCGUGCCGUGCUAGCUUGAAGGACCAGAUGGAGACGCUGGCCACGGCUCUCAGGAAGUGUAGAUGGUUCACACGAGGCUGGACGCUUCAGGAGCUGAUCGCACCACGACGAAUGGAGUUUUUCGAUAGGGAAUGGACUUUUGUUGGAGCCAAGGCCGAUCUCCACAGCGUCUUGUCCGCCACUACAGGCAUCGAAGCGUCGGUGUUGUCCGACUGCUCGAGGCUUAGAUAUGUGCCUGUGGCGAGACGCAUGUCGUGGGCCGCCAACCGCAAGACGACACGCAUCGAGGACGAAGCCUACUGCCUGCUGGGUAUCUUUGGCAUCAACAUGCCGCUAAUCUAUGGGGAGGGACAAAAAGCCUUUUUGCGUCUCCAGGAAGAGAUUGCCAGGGAGAGCAAUGACCUCAGUCUGUUCGUGUGGCAGCGCCAGCGUGGCAAUGCGGUGAAUACCAUGCCAAAGCUCAGCGGCAUCUUUGCGGAAUCUCCCGUCGACUUUUUGACAUGUGCCACUAUCAAACGGCAGGAUGAUCAGUUCCAUAACGAUCACGAGUUCGCCAUCACAAACAACGGGCUUCGCAUU
Fusarium vanettenii 77-13-4 is the source of this 915-nucleotide messenger RNA. RefSeq lists its product as uncharacterized. The record is from RefSeq and is a predicted model, not a curated record. The annotation marks the transcript as partial. NCBI's taxonomy places the organism in Eukaryota, Fungi, Ascomycota, Sordariomycetes, Hypocreales, Nectriaceae. The transcript has a single exon.